Molecule: messenger RNA, 735 nt
Organism: Psilocybe cubensis
Lineage: Eukaryota; Fungi; Basidiomycota; Agaricomycetes; Agaricales; Agrocybaceae
Exons: 4
Coding region: 1-735 (244 amino acids)
Source: RefSeq, a predicted model, not a curated record
AUGUCUUUGUUGGCUCCUUUAAUAGCUCUGUACAGAUACUCUCUGGAACCAGUGGCUCCAUUUACAUGGCUCGGUUGGGGAAUAAGUUCCUUGGAUGUCGUCGCUGCCUUUAGGCUUUGCGUUCUUUUACGCCAAAUCCGUGAAGAUGCUCUUAAGAAACACAUUUCAACAAAGGGGUCCCAGGCGCCUGAGGAGGCUUCCUUUGUGAAGAGUGCCUCAACCACCUUAUUGGUUGUAUAUGGAGCACCCUUCCUUGGACAACCUCCUUCUUUCAUGAUUUCAGGCAUUGUUCCUGCUUUGUACACCGCUAUCCAGGCUAUCGUCGACAACCUUCCUUAUGUUCCAGAGAUAUCUGCCGAAUUAGAAGUUCCAUUGUCGCUACUUGACGGCUUCACGCGUGCCUAUCUAUUCCCAGUUUCUCUAUCCGUUCAGACUCCCCCUGAGCUCAAGGCAUACGGCUGGACUACCGCUGAUUUGUGGUGUGCGCCGGUAGUGACUGGCCUAUACGCCCUCCUCACCCAUGCCCAACCAUACUGGGCCGAAUUGCAUUCUAUCCUUUCCGGUGUCCUGGGCUCCACUUCAUUGGGAGAGCCCGUCAAACCUCUUGAUCCCGAAACUGCCAGGGCAGUCUGUGCCCUCCUCCUUUCUGGAUUGUUUUUUGGAAGGACUACCAAGAACUUUGGACUCUGGAAGCCUUUCACUAAGAAGAUAGAACCCAAGGUUAAGACACAGUAG